This is a messenger RNA of Lachancea dasiensis, 1671 nucleotides long. Lineage: Eukaryota; Fungi; Ascomycota; Saccharomycetes; Saccharomycetales; Saccharomycetaceae. The record is from the annotation of a GenBank genome assembly.
AUGGCUAAGACGGCCAAAAAGGCUAAGGCCUCAGUCUCUGUAUCUCAAAAUAAUCCCAAGUUUUCACUGUGGAAUUUUUGGGUUAGCGGAACACUGUUGAAACUGCUAUUAAUUCCAGGCUAUUUCAGCACUGAUUUUGACGUUCAUCGCAACUGGCUUGCCAUUACAAACAAGCUUCCGUUGAAAUUAUGGUACGUGGAAGAUACUAGCCAAUGGACGCUGGAUUAUCCUCCCUUUUUUGCGUACUUUGAGUGGUUUUUGUCGCAGGUUGUUCCUAAAGUAGUCCAGAAAGAUGGAUGUUUGGACAUAGUAAAGGUGGGAAGAUUUGGCAUGCCUACUGUCAUCUUCCAAAGAUUAACUGUGAUUGCAAGUGAAACACUUUUGUAUGUGGUUCUUCAGGUAUUCAUCAACAAGAGCGAGAUGACGGAUCGAUCGGCGAAUUUUGUUGUGGCGAGCAGUAUUGUUCUGUCUCCAGGGUUUUUGAUCAUUGACCACAUACACUUUCAGUACAAUGGAUUUCUAUUUGCAAUUCUCAUCGCAUCAAUUGUUGCCGCUAAACAUCAAAAAUACCUUCAGUGCGCUUUGUUCUUUACGAUUGCUCUUUGCUUCAAACACAUUUUCCUAUAUCUAGCACCCAGCUUCUUUGUCUUUCUACUGAGGGUCUACGUGCUGGACUUUUCUAACUUCAAAUUCAGAAGCUAUAACGAUCUAAUAUCGGUAGUCCAAUGGAAGAAUUUACUCAAACUCGGCGGUGUGGUUGUGACGGUAUUCACAGCAUGUUUUGCACCUUUCAUUGCUCAGUGGCCACAACUUUUGAAAAGGCUAUUCCCAUUCUCUAGGGGUCUCACGCAUGCUUAUUGGGCGCCCAAUUUCUGGGCUAUCUAUUCCUUACUGGACAAAGUGCUGACGCUGUGCGUAAUGAAAGUUCCGUACGUUCACCGGUUUUUGUCUCAGUUUAUAGGCCCGCCCCUGAUCCCUGAGACCCUUGCGGAGAUUCAAUCAAGACUGCAGCAAUAUAAUGGAGGUACGAAAGGUCUUGUACAGGACGUGAGUUUUGUGAUAUUACCUCAAGUCCAACCCAAAUUAACUUUUUUCCUUACCUUGUUUUACCAAGUACUUGCUUUAGUGCCCGUUUUAUUCAGCCCUUCAUUUAAAAGGUUCAUCGGAUCUCUUACGUUGUGCGGAUUUGCCUCGUUUUUGUUCGGCUGGCAUGUCCACGAAAAGGCCAUUAUGCUCGUGAUAAUUCCCUUUUCGUUUCUUGUCACGUCAGACAGACGGCUACUGACGCCAUUUCUCCUAGCCGUUUCCGCCGGGUACGUCUCGUUGUUCCCACUGCUGCAUAGCUCUCAAGAGUUUUUGCUAAAAAUUCUCUACACUUUGGUAUGGAGCAUUGUGUACUCUCUAGCCCUUCGUCAAGUCACCAAGAUUUCCUCUAGUGUCCAACGUAGGGUGUUCUUCUUCGACAGAUUCGCAUUAUUUUACAUCAUUAUGCUCUUACCUCUGGUCAUUGGCGUACAAUUACUAGAAGCUUUGAAGUGGAGAUACAGCGUUCUCCAAAAGUUUGAGUUUGCUGGCUUGAUGAUAUACAGCAUUUACUGCUCGAUUGGCAUAUUAAGCUCUUGGGUAGGCUUGUCGUGGCUCUACAAUUUUGAUGAACCUCUGUGGAUGUAA